AUGUGGAAGAUAGCUUUAGGGAACGAAGCAAUUGUUGGGUCUUUGACUCCAUCGAACAAGAAAUCGUACAAACUGACCAACAGGAUUCAAGAAGGGAAGAAACCUUUGUACUCUGUUGCUUUCAACUUCAUCGAUCCUCGUUUCUUCAAUUGUUUCGUCUCCGCUGGUGGAAAUGGGAUUAACCUGUACAACUGUCUUGAAGAUGGUGGAAUAUCUUUAUUGCACUCCUACGCUGAUGAAGAUAAGGAUGAGUCAUUUUACACUGUAAGCUGGGCGUGUGGCGUUGAAAGGAACCCAUUUGUUGCGGCUGGGGGAGUGAAAGGCAUAAUCCGAGUCAUUGACGUCACUGAUAAACUGAUUCAUAAGACCCUUGUGGGCCAUGGGGAUUCAGUGAAUGAAAUCAGGACACAUCCUGCGAAACCCCAACUUGUGCUUUCUGCUAGCAAAGAUGAAUCUGUUCGCUUGUGGAAUGUUGAAACUGGGAUUUGUGUACUGAUAUUUGCUGGAACUGAAGGUCAUAGAUACGAAGUUGUUAGUGUGGACUUUCAUCCCCAUGAUGAGUGCUGUUUUGUUAGUUGUGGUAUGGACACCACUAUUAAGAUAUGGUCAAUGAAAGAAUUUUGGACAUAUGUCGAGAAGUCAUUCACAUGGAAUGAAGCUCCAUCAAAUUUCCCAACAAAAUUUUUACAAUUCCCUGUGCAUACAGCUUCGGUUCAUACAAAUUAUGUUGACUGUAACCGUUGGUUUGGUGAUUUUAUUCUUUCAAAGAGUGUGGAGAAUGAGAUAUUGUUGUGGGAACCACAAAUGAAUGACUCUCCUGGAGAGGGUACUUCAGAUGUUCUACUUAGAUACCCUAUUCCAAAUUGCAAUCUCUGGUUUAUCAAGUUUUCUUGUGACCUCUCUCUCAAUUAUCUUUCAAUAGGGAAUCAGAAAGGCAAGAUUUAUGUUUGGGAUUUACAGAGUUGCCCUCCUGUUUUGGUUACAAUUUUAUCACACAAUGAAUCAAAGUCUGUGAUCAGGCAGACCGCUAUGUCCGUUCAUGGAAACACAAUUCUUGCUGCCUCCGAGGACGGAACAAUAUGGCGUUGGGACUCUGUUACCAAAGUAGCAGAGUCUUUGUAG
Molecule: messenger RNA, 1122 nt
Organism: Eruca vesicaria subsp. sativa (arugula)
Lineage: Eukaryota; Viridiplantae; Streptophyta; Magnoliopsida; Brassicales; Brassicaceae
Source: the annotation of a GenBank genome assembly